Messenger RNA from Echinostoma caproni, 459 nucleotides. The record is from the annotation of a GenBank genome assembly. NCBI's taxonomy places the organism in Eukaryota, Metazoa, Platyhelminthes, Trematoda, Plagiorchiida, Echinostomatidae.
AUGGAAUCCGUGGUUGCAACGCUAUCAAAAUAUUCUGAAAUGUCCACAAAGAAAGGCUACCAAAAUGGUCAAAGGACUGCAUUCCAAGAGUUAUGCGGAAAGGCUGGAAUCACUGCAACUGUACUCCACACAGUACCACCGCAUUCGAGGAGACUUGAUCUUGGUAUACCAAAUAAUGCAGAACUCAGACCGUCCAUGUCGUCCACUCUUUUCCUUGUCGCCCAACAUUCACCUGCGGGGGCACUCAUUCAAAUUAGUGGUCCAAAAAGUCCGACCAGAAGGCCGGCGUCAUUCAUUCGCACUCAGAGUGUGCAUUACUUGGAAUUCUCUACCAUCUUACGUUGUCGCUGCGCCACAAUUGAUUCAUUCAAGCACAAUCUGGAUGAAGCUUUGAAAAGUCUCAAAUUUCGACAUUCGUAUAAGCUCACGAAACAAGGACAAAUUGUGACAUUCAUCUAA